CUCAGGAGGAAGACGGCCCUCUCUUAGCAAUGAUGCCUUGGGGGGAGGUUGGGCCACUGUUUCUCCUUCUUGGGGGGUUGCAGGUGUGUUUAUGUGCCGCUGGGCGCUUUUGGGAAGCGACUUUGCUGAGCUGUGAUGGCGGAAACAUGGGCUUCCUCCUGACGCCCGAGCCAAAGGUCUCCUCGUCUGUGCUGAGGCUUCUGGAUCCUGAAGGCCGGCCCCAUCUCCUGAAGAACGACUCUGCCUGCGGGACGUGGCUGUCCCCCCUUCUCAACGGGUCCCUGGCGGUGAAGGUGGCCCUGGCUGGGUGCUACGUCCAAGCGCAAGAUGGGAGCUACCGGACCACAAUCCAGAUCGAAGGCCUUGGAGCCGAUGGACAGAGGACUUCCUAUAAAGAGGAGCUGAGGUGCCCAGAACCGCUUCUAGCGCUGGAUGCCCCCAGCGCCAGCGUGUGUGCGUCCGUCCCCGCCUCAGACCGGCUGCCGUGCAGCACCCACCAAGUCAGUGAAGAGGAGUGCGCGGCGCUCGGGUGCUGCUACCACCCCUGGGACCGGGUGGCCCCCUGUUACUACGCCAACGCAGUGACAGCCCGCUGCACCCCAGACGGCCAGUUCUCCGUAGCGGUCUCCAGGCAUGUGGUUCUGCCCCCGCUCCAUUUGGAUUCGGUGCACCUGGCCAGCAAUCUCGGCGGCAGGUGCAGCCCCCGGACCAAGAACAGCCUGUUUAUCCUCUUCGAGUUCCCUCUGUCCGCGUGCGGUACGACCUUCAAGGAAUCAGGAAGCCGGCGGAUCUAUGAGAAUGAACUCUUGGCGGACGGAGAGGUCCUCGUGUCUGGGUCAGGAUCCAUCACCCGAGACAGCGACUUCAGGCUGACCGUCCGCUGCAGUUACACCGCGGAGGACAUGCUCCCUGUCGCCGUCUUGGUGGCCACUCUUCCCCCGCCGGCUGCCGUCGCUCAGCAAGGGCUCCUCACCUUGGAAAUGAGGAUUGCUCGAGAUGAGAAGUACGCGUACUACUUUGUGGACUCGGACUAUCCGGUGGUGAAGGUUCUCCGUGACCCUGUCCACGUCGAGGUCCGGAUCCUGGGCAGGAGAGACCCGGCCCUGGUCCUGGUCCUCCACGAAUGCUGGGCGACCCCCAGCACCAACCCCCUGCAGAAGCCGGACUGGCCGCUACUAGAGGACGGGUGCCCUUACGAAGGAGACAACUACAAAACCCAGCUGGUGCCCGUCGGAGUGGACUCUGGGCUGCCAUUCCCAACGCACCACCAGCGCUUCAUCGUCAGCACCUUCACGUUCGUGGACGCCGCCUCCCAACGGAUGCUCACCGGGCCGGUUUACUUCCACUGCAGCGCGUCUGCCUGUGUGCCUUCCUCGCAGGAGAGUUGUGCCGCCCGCUGUGAGGCGAACCCACGAGGGAGAAGCAAAAGAGUAGCAACAGGCCAUCAGGCACCCACGGAGUGGCUGACGUUGGUGAGUUCUGAUGGCCCCGUGGAUUUCUUUGGCAGAGCCGUGGAGGCACACCUUCCUGAAGAGCCCAGAACUCUCCCGGACGGUCAGAUGCACUGGGACGACACCCUCUCUCUCGUGGCCGGUCUCGUGGCUGUGCUGGCGGUGGGCAGCGUGGCGCUCGUGGCCCUGCAGAAGCGCUGGGCGUGGCAAAGAGCACCAGGGGAGCUUUCCUCCGCGUGA
Elgaria multicarinata webbii is the source of this 1691-nucleotide messenger RNA. RefSeq names its product zona pellucida sperm-binding protein 4-like. The coding region runs from base 30 to 1691 and encodes 553 amino acids. Lineage: Eukaryota; Metazoa; Chordata; Lepidosauria; Squamata; Anguidae. Gene Ontology annotation, cellular component: egg coat. Gene Ontology annotation, molecular function: acrosin binding; structural constituent of egg coat. Gene Ontology annotation, biological process: prevention of polyspermy; binding of sperm to zona pellucida. The record is from RefSeq and is a predicted model, not a curated record. The transcript is spliced from 12 exons.